GGAGCUGCAAAUGCAAAUCAAUGGAGUAAACUAAGCAGAGAGCAGACACUUCAGCAGACUGCACUGACAUGGGCCAGCACUAGAAGCAGCAGAAGCGAUUUCUUAAAAGAAAAGCUUUUACUCGGAUUGUAGUUUUUGGACAUAUUCCAAUGGCGGCAAGAGUGCAGACUCUGUUGCUAGCGGCAGUGGCCGUCUUCUUCUUCUCCGUCUCCGGCGUGGCCGGCGGCGACGAGCGGGCGGCGCUGCUGGCUCUCAAGUCCGGCUUCAUCGACCCGCUGGGCGCGCUCGCCGACUGGAAAUCCUCCGGCGGGGGCUCGCAUUGCAACUGGACGGGCGUGGGCUGCACCGCCGGCGGCCUCGUCGACUCCCUCGACCUCGCCGGGAAGAACCUGAGCGGCAAGGUCUCCGGCGCCCUGCUCCGGCUCACCUCGCUCGCCGUCCUCAACCUCUCCUCCAACGCCUUCUCCGCCGCCCUCCCCAAAUCCUUCUCGCCUCUCCCUGCUCUGCGGGCCCUCGACGUCAGCCAGAACUCCUUCGACGGCUCCUUCCCCUCCGGCCUCGGCGCUUCCCUGGUCUUCGUCAACGGCUCCGGCAACAACUUCGUCGGCGCUCUCCCUCUAGACCUCGCCAACGCGACUUCCCUGGACACCAUCGACCUCCGCGGCUGCUUCUUCAGUGGCGCCAUCCCGGCGGCGUACGGGGCGCUGACGAAGCUCAAGUUCCUCGGCCUCUCCGGCAACAACAUCGGCGGCGCGAUCCCGCCGGAGCUCGGCGAGCUCGAGGCGCUCGAGAGCCUGGUCAUCGGGUACAACGAGCUCGAGGGCGCCAUCCCUCCGGAGCUCGGGAACCUCGCGAGCCUUCAGUACCUCGACCUCGCCAUCGGCAACCUCGAAGGCCCCAUCCCGCCGGAGCUCGGGAAGAUGCCCUCGCUCGCCUCGCUGUUCCUCUACAAGAACAAGCUCACCGGCGAGAUCCCGGCAGAGCUCGGGAACGUCUCCUCGUUGGCGUUCCUCGACCUUUCGGAUAAUUUGUUGUCUGGGGCGAUCCCGCCGGAGGUGGGGAAGAUGAGCCAGCUCCGGGUGCUGAACCUCAUGUGCAACCGGCUCACCGGCGAGGUCCCGGCCGCCGUCGGCGCCAUGGCCGCGCUCGAGGUGCUCGAGCUCUGGAACAACUCGCUCUCCGGCCCUCUACCCGCCGCGCUCGGCCGGAGCUCGCCGCUGCAGUGGGUAGACGUUUCGUCGAACAGCUUCACGGGGGGGAUUCCUCCGGGGAUCUGCGAGGGGAAGGCGCUCGCCAAGCUCAUCAUGUUCGGCAAUGGCUUCUCCGGCGAGAUCCCGGCGGCGCUCGCGUUGUCGUGUGAUUCCCUUGUGCGUGUGCGGUUGCAGGGGAACAGGAUUAAUGGCAGCAUCCCGGCGGGGUUCGGGAAGCUGCCAUGGCUGCAGCGGCUGGAGCUCGCGGGGAACGACCUCGAGGGCGAGAUCCCCGUCGACCUGGCUUCGUCUUCCUCGCUGUCGUUCGUCGACGUGUCCCGGAACCGCCUCCAGGGGACAUUACCGGCGGGGCUCUUCGCGGUGCCGAGCUUGCAGAGCUUCAUGGCGGCGGAGAACCUCAUCUCCGGCGGGAUCCCCGACGAGUUCCAGGAGUGCCCGGCGCUGGGGGCGCUGGAUCUCUCCGGCAACCGGCUAACCGGCGGGGUCCCGGCGAGCUUGGCCUCGUGCCAGAGGCUCGUCAGCCUCAACCUCCGGCGGAACGGGCUCAGCGGCGCGAUCCCGCCGGCGCUGGGGAAGAUGCCGGCGCUCGCCGUACUGGAUCUGUCGGGCAAUUCGUUGAGCGGCGGGAUACCUGAGAGCUUCGGGAGUUCCCCGGCGCUGGAGACGAUGAACCUCGCGGAUAACAAUCUCACGGGGCCUGUCCCCGCGAACGGCGUUCUCCGCACCAUUAACCCCGGCGAGCUCGCCGGCAACCCCGGCCUCUGCGGCGCCGUGCUCCCGCUCCCGCCAUGCUCCGGCAGCAGCAGCCUCCGCGCCACCGCCCGCCAUGGAUCUAGCAGCAGCAGCACGAGAAGUCUCAGACGCGCCGCCAUCGGGUUGUUCGUCGGGACGCUGGCCAUCGUGCUCGCCAUGUUCGGCGGCUGGCACGUGUACUACCGGCGGCGGUACGGCGGAGAAGAAGGCGAGCUCGGCGGCGGGGCGUGGUCAUGGCGGAUGACGGCGUUCCAGCGUGUCGGGUUCGGCUGCGGCGACGUGCUGGCGUGCGUGAAGGAGGCGAACGUGGUGGGCAUGGGCGCCACGGGGGUCGUCUACAAGGCCGAAUCCCUCCCGCGGGCGCGCGCCGCCAUCGCCGUGAAGAAGCUCUGGCGGCCCGAAGGAGCUCCGGACGCCGCCGCCGUGGACGAGGUGCUGAAGGAGGUGGCGCUGCUGGGUCGUCUCCGGCACCGGAACAUCGUGCGGCUGCUGGGGUACAUGCGCAACGACGCCGGCGACGCCAUGAUGCUCUACGAGUUCAUGCCCAACGGCAGCCUCUGGGACGCGCUCCACGGCGACUCCCCGCCGGAGACGAAGAAGACGACGACGACGAAGAAGAAGAGCACGCUGUUAACAGACUGGGCGUCGAGGUACGACGUGGCGGCGGGGGUCGCGCAGGCGCUGGCGUACCUCCACCACGACUGCCACCCGCCGGUGCUCCACCGCGACAUCAAAUCCAGCAACAUCCUCCUCGACGCCGACCUCCAGCCCCGCCUCGCCGACUUCGGCCUCGCCCGUGCCAUCGCCGCCGCCGCCGCCCCCGAGCCCGUCUCCUCCGUCGCCGGCUCCUACGGCUACAUCGCCCCAGAGUACGGGUACACGCUGAAGGUGGACGCGAAGAGCGACAUAUACAGCUACGGGGUGGUGCUGAUGGAGCUCAUCACCGGCCGGCGAGCGGUGGAGGGGCAGGAGGACAUCGUUGGGUGGGUGAGGGAGAAGAUCCGGGCCAACGCCAUGGAGGAGCACCUCGACCCGCUCCACGGCGGCUGCGCGGGGGUCCGGGAGGAGAUGCUGCUGGCGCUCCGCGUCGCCGUGCUCUGCACCGCCAAGCUGCCCCGGGACCGGCCCUCCAUGCGCGACGUCCUCACCAUGCUCGCCGAGGCGAAGCCGCGCCGGAAGAGCGGGAGCGCCGCCGUCGUGCCCGCGCCGCCGCCGGUGGCUGCCGCCGUCGUGGUUGAUAAGGAUAGGCCGGUGUUCAGCACGACGACGGAGGACGACUCCGUUUGACAGUCCUGUCACGCGGGCCCACGGUGUCAGAUGCUCUGCUGUUCGUUUGUAUAAUGGUUAUAUUGAUUUUUUUGAGAUUGUAAGCAGAUUCCAUUUUGAGUAGAUAGACCGUGUACGUAGAUGAUUAAUCCAAUAAUCUCAUGUAUUUAUACAAGUACUCCAGUACAGAAGGAUCGAUGAAGAUAACAAGCAAGCAAUUCUGUAGAAUUUUUGGCUCCAACACUUGUGUAGAA
Molecule: messenger RNA, 3484 nt
Organism: Brachypodium distachyon (stiff brome)
Lineage: Eukaryota; Viridiplantae; Streptophyta; Magnoliopsida; Poales; Poaceae
Product: MDIS1-interacting receptor like kinase 1
Exons: 2
Coding region: 150-3251 (1033 amino acids)
Biological process (GO): protein phosphorylation
Cellular component (GO): plasma membrane
Molecular function (GO): protein binding; protein kinase activity; ATP binding
Source: RefSeq, a predicted model, not a curated record